UAAUCUCUCUCUCUCUCUCUCUUCCUACACACACCAGAAAAAUCAUAGAAGAAGAUCAAGUUAGCUUUAAAUCACCAAUUUUGGUUAAUUAGUGAAACCAAAACAAGAAAUGGGAAGAGCACCUUGCUGUGACAAAAAUAAUGUCAAGAAAGGUCCAUGGUCACCUGAAGAAGAUGCUAAGUUGAAAUCAUACAUUGAGCAACAUGGCACUGCUGGAAAUUGGAUUGCUUUGCCUCAGAAAAUUGGCCUGAAAAGAUGUGGAAAGAGUUGUCGGCUUAGAUGGUUAAACUAUUUGCGACCAAACAUCAAGCAUGGUGGAUUCUCAGAAGAAGAAGAUAACUUCAUUUUGAGCUUCUAUAUAAGUAUUGGAAGCAGGUGGUCUAUUAUUGCGGCACAACUUCCUGGAAGAACAGAUAAUGAUAUAAAGAACUACUGGAACACCAAGUUAAAGAAGAAAUUAUUUGGAAAACAGCGCAAAAAUCUUAAAGGGAAAAGCCAAAAACAAGGAUCAAGAAAAAUAGGAAGGUCAGAAAUGAUCAGCUCCAGUAUGGUUUGUGAUCAUAACAAUAUUGUUAACACAAACCCUAGCUGGCCUGAUCAGCGUCCUAUCUUGCAGCAAAUACCAUACUCAAAUCAAGAACCACAUAUCACUAACGACCACGCUUCGAUCAGAAAGUUAUUGAUGAAUCUUGGAGGAAAAUUUUCAAAUGAUGAUGAUGAUAAAGAGAUCAAUAUUGGAGUGCCAAAUCCUCAAUAUGAUCCUCCCAUGGAUAAUUCUUUGAUGCAACCAAUAUAUGAUCAUAAUUCUAUCAAUUUGAUGUCUUCUAAUCCAAUGGAUGUCAUAAACAUGACACAUUCACAUUUCACAAAUACUCAAUACAACAUGGACGGGAAAGCAGACUGUUGGGCUGACACUGACACUGAUAGACGAAAGUUAGUGGAGCGAAUGGGAUUAGAUACUCCAUUAGUCCUAGCAGUAAAUGAUGGUUUUGCUGGUGAGUUUGAGCAUAUGAUGUACACAAGUAAUUCACAAAAAUUAGAUGGUCUUGAAAUGUUAUAUGAGGAUAUGGUUAAUAAUAAACCUUCAACUACUUUGGGAGGAAACUUGGAGUGGGAAAAUAUGAAUAAUUUGGUGUUUCCAUUUGCUCCACUAGUUGCUUCUAACAAUGAAGGUCAUCAGCAUUGCACUUUGCUUCAAGAAGGUGCACUUGAUGAACUUAGGUACACUGGGGAUGAAUAAUACUCCUGUAAAUUUCAUUUGACAUUGUAAAUUUCUUGUAGGAGAGACGCUGGGUGAUUUUGUGUUUAAUUGUUGGAUAAACCCUAAUAAACUUGUUUACUCAAAUAUUUGCAUCUUUUCACUUGGUUA
Molecule: messenger RNA, 1369 nt
Organism: Lycium ferocissimum
Lineage: Eukaryota; Viridiplantae; Streptophyta; Magnoliopsida; Solanales; Solanaceae
Product: transcription factor MYB36-like
Exons: 3
Coding region: 110-1240 (376 amino acids)
Source: RefSeq, a predicted model, not a curated record